AUGUGCAUUUCGACAAUGAUGGUUCUAUCACUAGCCGCGACAUUAGAACGUUGGCCAUUGUGGGACUCCGAAAUUGCUCAUUUAGAGAAAGGAAUGAUCUUUAGUGAUAAGAAAAGCUUAGUGCACGUUGUUCAGUUGUAUAACCUGAAGCGUAAUCGAGAAUGCAAGGUCAUAGAAUCCAAAGGAAACAGUUGGGUGGUCGAGUGGAAGCACGACUAUAACUGGAGGGUUCAGGCAACGAAGUUGAAAGACAAAGAUUUCUUUCAAAUUAGAAAAGGUUUGAAGCGCCGCAUCAGUAUAUCACCAGAAUUGCCUCUUGCUACCAUAAUUGAGGUCAUGAUGGAGAAGUUUCAGUUCACGAUAUCAUAUAAGAAAACGUGGCAUGCAAGGAAGAAAGCUGUUGCAAUGGCAUUUAAACCAGCAAUAAAAGGCUUCAAGUACUGUCAUCCAGUGAUAUGCAUUGACGACACACACUUGUACGGGAAAUAUGAAGGCAAAAUUGUUGCGGCCACUGCAGUGACUGCUGCUAACAAGAUUAUACCUCUUGCCUUUGCCGUUGUUGACAAGAAGAUGAUCAAGAGUUGGGGUUGGUUCAUUACUCUCAUUCGGCGACGUGUGUGCCGUGACCUAGAGGGGGUGACAUUGAUAUCCGAUCGAUACACGACUUUGCUUAGUGUUGUGUCCAGAAUUUGGAACAAUCCAGCAGUGCAACCAAGAGGCUACCAUAGGUAUUGCUUGCGAUACGUAUGUAGCAAUUUCAAUAAAAGAUUCGGUAAUACAGUAGCCAAGGAUCUUGUGUGGAGAGCUGGUUCUGUACGACAAGUGAGGAAGUUUAACAAGAUUAUAGAGGAUAUCUACAAGCUAGAGAAGAAUGCUGAAUGGCGAUUUAGUCGGAUGAACCCUAUUCAUUGGACAUUGUGCCAGCUUGUCAAAUAUUUUGACGAGGGCAAGAUUAUUGUUGAAAAUGCGAGUAAUUGGGGUCAUUUGUACACGAGUAAUGUUCAACGAUGGAUUAACGAGCACCAAGCUAAAGCGAAUGUCCAUAUGUUGGUACCAAUUAAUAGGGAAACAGGGAAAUAUGAGGUGAGGACAGCACCGUAUGGGAUGGGGGUGGUGCUCGUCAAAUAG
This is a messenger RNA of Camellia sinensis, 1128 nucleotides long. Lineage: Eukaryota; Viridiplantae; Streptophyta; Magnoliopsida; Ericales; Theaceae. The record is from RefSeq and is a predicted model, not a curated record.